This is a messenger RNA of Vitrella brassicaformis, 367 nucleotides long. Lineage: Eukaryota; Vitrellaceae. The record is from the annotation of a GenBank genome assembly.
AUGAAGCCAGUAGAGAGCCUCGUACUGCCUUUCAUCGAGGUGGUCGAGGAGCCGAUUGAGCACUUGCUGCAGCUAGACAGGAUCGUUGUGGGCAUCACUCUGGAGGGGGAGGGGUGGGAGGGGGUUCUAGGCAGUGACAUUGCCACCGCGCUGCAAGAGCACCGGACGCCCCAUCCUGACCCAGCGGAUGGGCGUCGGCUGCCCUUUUACGUCUGGCUGCGCGAGUCAGGCUUUGAGAUGGUCGAGCUGCCCCGGCUGGCCUUCGACUGUCGCGUAGAGGUCCACCGGAUCGGUUUUGUCGAUGAGCCGAUGCAGCGACGGAUCACUGACUACUUCUCUGCUUCUCACAGCCAGUGAUGAGACAGAC